GACAUUCAGGCGCACUUGCACCAGAGUGCCCAGGCCAAGGUCGGUGUGCCACCGGUGUUCACCAAGGAUGGCGGAGGAGCAGCACUGGCUCCGGGGCCGGUUUAUCCCUCUGGUCCUUCGGUUCAAAGGAGCCCUGUGACCAACGACAAGCUGCCGGAGGAGCAUGCUCCAGCAACAGCAGAACCCCACAAAGGCCGAGGGCGGGGUGAGGUUGAUGCCGCCCCUGCGAAUGGCAAGGGCGGCAAAGGCCGCGGUCCAAACGGGGCUGCACGUGGCAGAUUCGAUGCAGCAGCACUUCCUGCCGAAGCGGCAGAAUUGCUGGGGCAGGUCGGUCAGCUUUCGCGAAGUCAAGCAGGGAGCAAGUACCUGCAGCGGCAGCUACAGAAGGGACCAGGGGCGAUCAUGGAUGUGAUCCUUGCAGAAGUCGAGGAUGAGAUUGCGGGAAUGAUGUGCGACUCCUACGGCAACUACCUCUGUAGUGCAGCAUUUCAGGCAUGCUCUCCCAGGCAGAGAAAGCGGAUCCUUGAGAAGCUCUCACCACAAGUUGGCGCCAUCGCGUGCGACAAGCGUGGGACACAUGCUCUGCAGGCUCUCAUUGGCUUGCUGCAGCUCGAAGAGGAACAGCAGCUGCUGAUGAACGCUAUCAAGAGUCGCGUCAUCGAACUGAGUAUGGAUCCAAACGGCACGCACGUGGUCCAGAGGCUUCUUUGCUGCUUUCUCCCUUCAGUCACAGAGUGGAUAUACAUUGCCAUCAAUGAUCGCAUGAUCGAAGUGGCACAUCACCCGUACGGGCUUUGCGUGCUCAAGAAGUGCAUAUCGCAGGCGAAACCAGCCUCAAAGCACCAGGACAUGCUAUUAAAGCAGCUUGCCCGGCAUGCAAUGGACUUAGUCCAGAGUCCUUACGGUAACUAUGCGAUCCAGCAUGCGCUGGAGGAGUGGGGAGGCAACUGCUGCCAGCCGAUUCUGCACAAGCUGGAGGGCCGGAUGAUGCAGCUUAGCAUCCAGAAGUUCUCCUCCAACGUGGUUGAAAAGCUUUUCUGCUCGGCACCAGCGGACUUCCGCGACCGCUUCAUCGCGGAGCUCGUCGAAAGCGAGAAGAUGUCAGUUUUGGUCAACAGCAACUAUGGGCACUAUGUUGCCAAGCGAGCUUUGCAAAUGGCUACUCCUGAGCAGAGUCGUGCACUCCUUGAGGCAAUCAAGGCCAACCUGUCGAUAUUGCCGAACCGUCGGUUGCGAGUGAAGUGGGAGAAGGUCAUGAGCGGCCAAGGUGAUUUCGAUGACGAUGUGCCAGAUACAGUGAAACCUGCCAUGCCACAGCCUGAAAAGGCUUCUCUGGAACUUGCAGGAGAGGAGACGUGGGAGUUGCAGAACAGUAGGUUACUACUGAAGGAAAAGUUCGACGUUGUGUAUUAUAGAGUUGGCUUUCGAUGGGGGAAGCAAAGCGACCUGGAUGAGAUAUUCGUGUCGUCCACAGUAUGCCAGCGAAGCUUCUCUUCAAACGCUGAGCGCGAUGUGAUUGGCUCCGUUGCAGGCGGCGUGGGCGCCAGCUCCGUACGGGACAGCCGCUUCUCACCUCGGAUCAAUGAGGGUCCGCUGGUCUUGCCGUGCCGUGCUUUCACAGAUGUGUGUCUUGAGCAGGUGUUUGCAAAAUCGUGGGGAAUGUUGGCCAGCGUGCAUCAGCGUUUUGACGUCUCGGCCAUGUUGCUGGAAUCGCCGGCAGCGCGCAAAACCCUGAAUGCCAGGCUCAUUUUUGACGGCUCUCAGAAGGGUCUUGCCCAGCGUCGGGCAACCCGUGGCACAGGACCAAUGAAGCGCCUAUUUUUAGUGCUUGGCACUGUGAGUGGCCUGUCCUCCAAGGGGCGGGAGCUGCCACCAGAUCCCGCCAAAGUCGCUCUGCCCGCGGUGCCCGCGGUCCGAAAUGCGGGAAAGGAUGGUAUGCCAGAACUUCCUUCGCUGGAUGACAUAAUGAGCCCGACUUCCCAAACCAUGUUUGGCAUCAGCUCAGAGGCCAAGCAGCUCGAGGCGAAGAUGCUCAAGAUAGAGCACGAAAACAGCUUGCGCCUUCAGCGGCAGAAGGCAGUCUUCGACCGAAAGCUGAAGGAGCAAGAGGCCAAGAACCAGGGUGUGGCGAAGGAGAAUGCUGAUCUGGCCAAGACCAUUAUGCAGCUGAAGAAAAACAACGAGGCCACUUUCGCCAAGUCCAAGACACUACGUGAGGCCAUAUCAUUGCGCAAAGCGGAGGUCAAGAACAUGCAGGAGCAGCUUGCAGCCGUGCAGCAGUACUUGGUCGACACCUUGUCAGAUGCCGACGAAAGCAAGGCGCCAGAACUCGCCAUCUUGGAUGAGGAGGAGAAAGCCGAAGCGGCCGAAGCCCAGGCGGUUGCCGUGAAGAGGAAGGCUGCUUCGGCCAUAGCCAUCGCCGAGCAGCGAGCCAAGAAGGACGAGGCAGAGGAACCCAACCUCUCCUUCCUUCAGGUGGAGGAGGAGCCUGAUGAUGCGGCUGCGUUGGACAAGGAGGCGGAUCUUGGAGAGCCAGAGAACCUGCUUGGUGUCCUCGCGGACGGGGUGAAGAACAUGAAAAAGCAGGGGGAGGUGACUUCAAAUCACUUGAAAUCGCUCUUCUUGUCCAGCUUGCAAGACGGCGUGAAGCGUCGAAAGGCACUCAAGGCGCAGCAGAAGGUCUUGCAGCAGACGCUUACAAGCAUGAAGUCCUACGAGGCACGGCUUGGAAGAGCCGAGGACCGCUUGACGGUCACCAAGCAGACAUUGGACAAGCACCUUCAUGAUGCAGGACUUUUCCUGAAAAAGCUGUCGCAGCUUCUACUGGAAAAGCCCGAGGCUGGUCAGAAGGAGCUGGCGGCCUUGCAGCAACAUUCUUCUCUCUGA
This is a messenger RNA of Symbiodinium necroappetens, 2886 nucleotides long. The record is from the annotation of a GenBank genome assembly. NCBI's taxonomy places the organism in Eukaryota, Dinophyceae, Suessiales, Symbiodiniaceae.